Messenger RNA from Emericellopsis atlantica, 870 nucleotides. RefSeq lists its product as uncharacterized. The coding region runs from base 293 to 805 and encodes 170 amino acids. Lineage: Eukaryota; Fungi; Ascomycota; Sordariomycetes; Hypocreales; Bionectriaceae. The record is from RefSeq and is a predicted model, not a curated record. The transcript has 2 exons.
UCGUUGACGCAGUCGCCCUGAUCGUCUUCAUGCUUGCCGCUCUCGGUCACCGCGUCCAUCCGAGAUCCUGUGCUAGACAAACGUUGUCCUGGUAAGCCAGUGAAUGUGGCGCUUGGGCGACGCGGUGCUUACAGGCUCCAUACCUACGUAUAUCGACGUCAAGCGUGGAGAUAUUGUAUGAAUGCCUGCCGAGUUCGACGUUUAUAGGUCUUCUUUCCCAGCUGCUGGCUCAGUUUCGUUUUCCUCCAGAUACACUAUCUUCCAAUAAACAAUCUUAACUAAUCUACCCAAAAUGAUCUCCCACUUGUUGCUCGGUGUUCUGCCCAGUGUCGCGUUCGGCGCACAGCUGGCUUAUUCACCUCCUCAGGCUUUGAUGGCCUUUGCACAGGCAGCCGACGAUUGUAUUUUUCCAGCCAACUUCGAGGUUCGAGACUUUGGCGGCAUAUCGAAUAGCACGAAUGGCACCACACUUGGGUCCCUCGACUUCUCCUUCACCAGCACGGAGACCGAGGUGACAACGCUAUGCCACUACAACUCUACCUCGGAGCCAUCGGUGCCCCCUGGCAGGACCCCCAGGUACAAAUGCGAGGACGACGAUGUUGAGUUCAUCUGGGAGAACGACAAGACGCGUUUGACGGUGAUCGAGAGGGUCUGCCCUGGAUCUGACGGCGUACCCGACUAUGAGGCUGCAGGGAGCGUCCGUAUUCCCUUGACCUGUAAGCCCAUGGGAGAGUGUGCUACAAAUGCAACGGUGAACAAUGGCAAGUUCACCAAUAUCUCUCCUGCGGCUACAUUCAGUGUGUAAGGGAGGGCGAUCGCGCAUGAGAAGGGAUAGAGGUUCACACUAGGAAGUAUCUUGGAUGCAUAAAG